Molecule: messenger RNA, 1719 nt
Organism: Limulus polyphemus (Atlantic horseshoe crab)
Lineage: Eukaryota; Metazoa; Arthropoda; Merostomata; Xiphosura; Limulidae
Product: zinc transporter ZIP1-like
Exons: 1
Coding region: 98-1039 (313 amino acids)
Biological process (GO): zinc ion transmembrane transport
Cellular component (GO): plasma membrane
Molecular function (GO): zinc ion transmembrane transporter activity
Source: RefSeq, a predicted model, not a curated record
UUGUAUCUUAAGCACUAGAUGGCGCUAAGUUGGUGUCACAUGUCGAGCGAGUUAUAUCGAAGUUUGUUCUUGGUAGACGAAUCUGGUUCAUAUAAUUAUGUCGCUUCUCGAGAUAAGAGUGUUGACUUUGUGUUUGCUAUUACUUGGAACCUUUACUUGUGGAACUCUGCCUAUUCUAUUGGUUAAGUGGUUUAAACAGACGAAUACAACGCAAGGGCUACAAGUCACGGGCCGGUCGGUAAUAUCUUUCCUGCUGUGUGUCGGAGGUGGCGUGUUGUUAGAAACGUGUUUUGUUCACUUGCUUCCCGAAGUUCGUGCCAGCUUUGAACAACACUGGCUCCGAGAAAAUAGCAGCAGUUAUCAUUUUCCAAUUCCAGAAUUAAUCGUAUGUUUAGGUUUUCUAGCGGUCUAUAUUCUAGAAGAGGUGUUAUUUGCAGCAUUGGGAAACAGUCGCCCAACCGAGAACGGGUUAGGCCGGGACAGCCCGCAUCAAGGGCUAUUGCUCACCGAUAGAAAUCGGCCUGACAGCGGUACUGACAGAUCAACGCUUCAAACUGUGGGACUAUCUUCCUAUCCGACUUCUCCCAAAUUUUUUUUUCGGGGUUUCAUCAUAAUUUUGGCACUUUCAGUUCAUUCAGUUUUCGAAGGCUUCGCCGUGGGGCUUCAGGACAAUGUGAAAGAAACGUGGAUGUUGUUUAUCGCCGUUGCCAUGCACAAAUUCGUCAUUUCCUUUAUCGUAGGACUAGAAUUGUACUCGGACGGAACACACACUAUAACAGUUCUUGUUUAUAUGGCGGUUUUUGCAACAAUGUCUCCACUGGGUAUGCUUGUUGCUAUAGUUACGGAAAGUUCACUGCAAAGAUCGCCAGACCUAGUCGUAGGUACUUUGAAUGGUCUUGCAACCGGAACAUUGGUGUACGUAACAUUUUUCGAGAUCCUUCAAAGGGAGAAAAAUUCCCCUCUUCGCAGUCUGCUACAGCUGUUAGCAUUAUUGAUUGGAUUUAUUAUAAUGGUGGUAAUCCAGUGGGUAACAAGUUAAGAAUUCCAACAGCUUGAAUUCAGUAAGAAGUUUGUUCUGUAUUUCUUUUAAUCUUAAAUUUACUUUCUUCAAAGUUUGUUUUGUGAAUUUUGUUGUGACAAGAAACUCCAUUAUUAGCAGCAGUAGAUAAAAUAUCUGAAUUUUAAAAAUGUCCUUAUAAAUAAAACUACAAAAAUUAUUAUAAUAAUUCUGAGCCAUGAACAUUAUAUAUAUAUAUAUAUAUAGCUUUUCCAGGAGAGGAUGUUAUAUGUAACUUGUUAAAAUAUUUCGAAUCAACGAGCUUUAUUUAAUGUUUUGUAUAAACGAAGUUUUCUUAACCAAUCAUGGUAGAAUGUUUCGUAUGAACAAAAUUUUCUUAACCAAUGAUGAUGAAUUGUUUCUUAUGAACGGACUUUUCUCAACCAAUGAUAAUAGCAUGUUUCUUUUCAACGAGUUUUUCUUAACCAAUCAUGAUAGAAUCUUUCGAACGAACGAACUUUUCUUAACCAAACAUGGGUAGUUAUUAUUCUUUUGAAGGAAAAUUGGGAGUAAAACAAAUUUUCAGGGAUAUCAUUUGAUCAUUUUAUUUCUUUUUUCCUUGCAGACUUAAUACCCUGAAAAUUGCCAUUAUAAUAAUUGUUAUAAAUAAGUUUGACUUGCCAAUUUUUUUUUUGUUUACAUUGAGUUAUAUGCAGAUUUUG